This is a messenger RNA of Fundulus heteroclitus (mummichog), 2157 nucleotides long. It is a transcript of the gene kif22, whose product is annotated as kinesin family member 22. The transcript is spliced from 13 exons. The coding region runs from base 152 to 2011 and encodes 619 amino acids. Gene Ontology annotation, molecular function: microtubule binding; microtubule motor activity; ATP binding. The record is from RefSeq and is a predicted model, not a curated record. Lineage: Eukaryota; Metazoa; Chordata; Actinopteri; Cyprinodontiformes; Fundulidae. Gene Ontology annotation, biological process: mitotic spindle organization; microtubule-based movement.
GUUUCAUAGUUUAAAAAGCGUGUGGCUCGACCGUUACAGAGAAAGGGAGGCGCCUACUGCGUUUUUAAAACUGAUGUUUGGAAAGUAACAAACCACCUAUCCCAAGAGCGUCUCCUUUAAAACCGGCCUCUUGUUUGUGGAAGUUUCCAAGAUGGCGCAGCGUCUGAACGCACCAGACGGGGGUAGCAAGAAGAACUCCACGGUUCGUGUGGCGGUGCGCCUGAGGCCUUACAUGAACAGACAAGAUGAAAAAGGCGAAGGGCCGUGUGUCCGAGGCCUGGACUCUCAGAACCUGGAGAUAAUUAACUGGAGGAAUGCGACGGAGACCGUGAAAUAUCAUUUUGAUGCUUUUCAUGGAGAACAGACAUCGCAGCAAGAGGUUUUCCUUUCUUCGGUGAAGCCUAUCCUGUCACACAUUUUAAACGGACAAAACGCCAGUGUGUUUGCUUAUGGGCCAACAGGGGCUGGCAAGACUCACACCAUGUUGGGAACAAGGGAGCAGCCAGGCGUGAUCCCCCGAGCAGUACGUGAGGUUUUUAAUCUGGUCAACGCUAAGGACGAGGAUGAAGGAUGGGAUUACAGGAUUGGCAUGUCAUAUCUGGAAAUUUACAAUGAAAAGGUUCUAGAUCUUCUGUCACCAAGCUCCCAGGAUUUGCCGAUCAGAGAGGACAAGGACAAGAAUAUCCUCAUUCCCGGUCUCACCAACACGACAAUCUCUUCUUUCUCGGAUUUUGACAAACACUUUGUCCCCGCCACCCUCAACCGCACCACAGCGUCUACAAAGUUAAACCAGCGGUCCAGUCGCAGUCACGCCAUUCUGCUCAUCAAGGUUGUUCGGACUCAGCGGACCGUACCCCACCGCCAGCAGACGGGCAAACUGUACUUGGUGGACCUGGCUGGCUCUGAGGACAACCGGCGCACCGGUAACCAGGGGAUCCGUCUGAAGGAGAGCGGCGCCAUCAACCUGUCUCUGUUCGCCCUCAGCAAAGUGGUCGACGCCCUCAACUCUGCCACGGCCGGCCGUGUCCCCUACAGAGACAGUAAACUGACGCGCCUGCUUCAGGACUCCCUGGGCGGCUCGGCCCACUCCGUCAUGAUCACAAACAUUGCGCCGGAGUAUAAAUAUUAUUUUGACACCUUCACCGCGCUGAACUUUGCUGCCAAAUCUAAGCUGGUGGUGAACAAGCCCUUCACAAGAGAAACUGUGGCCGUACCUGUGCUGCCAGCGAAGCGGCCCAGAGAGGAGCACGAAGGAGGAGGUUCUGGCACGGCGCCACACAAGAAGAAGCAGAAAGAUAAGAAAUCUGAGCUGGACGGCUCUGUGUCCUCAGCACAUUACCACAGUUUGUCAGAACAGUCGGUGGUGGACCGACUGAUAGCCCUGGAGAAGAUGAUCAUGUCCUGCCGGGACAAAGACGAGCAGAGCGUUCUCAGAGAUCUGGCCCGCUCACGCAAAGAGAUCCAGGAGCUGAAGGAGAAGCAGAAAGAGUUUGAAAGAACGACGGCGCGCCUCAGCGAGCGGGCGAAGGAAAACUCUACGGAGCUCCCUGCGUUUAAGAACAGCGUGGCGCCGCUGCAGAGGAACGUUACAAACCCCAACAAGCAGCGGGCCGUGGUCCAACCUCUACAAGUGUGCAAUCUCCAACCUCCUCAGCUGCUUGCAGUCAGCAAACAGUCGGUCUGCGUCAAAGAGAAGAAGAAGAAGCUGUCAGACCUGGUUGAGCCCCCGGAUGGAAAGGAGAACAUGGAGAACCCCUGGGGGUCCCAGCUGGAGGAAGCGGUGCUGGAUCAGUCCAAACAGAAAAUCCUGCACAUUCUGAACACGGGCAGCUUCAAAGAGCUGAAGGGGCUGCAGCAGAUCGGCGACAAAAAGGCCAAACUCAUUCUGGGCUGGAGGGAGAUCCACGGGCAUUUCACAAAGCUGGAAGAGCUGAUAAAGGUGGAGGGGAUGACUCAGAAGAGAUUCUCUUCCUUCAUGAAGGCAAACAUCCUGAGUGCUGUGGGAAAAUGAUUUUUGUUUUUUAUUUUUGUGCCAAGUUGGGGACAGCCACUUUAUUUUUGCUUGUUAUUGUAAUAUUUUUGUAGUAACAUCUUUUUUCCUGCUGGUAGCACACAAGUCUUUGUGUAUUUUUUUAAAUAAACCUCACCUGAACACAG